AUGGCAGAAGGUACGGGUCUCAUGUUUGAUGUCGUGUACGACCUUUUUGAUGAUCUCCUGCUCGAGUUCCAUCGAUGGGGUGACUUUCCCGUCGAUGUCAAGCUUUACAUCUUGAAAUACCUCACAUUUCCAACACUGAGACGCAUCAUGUUUCUGAAUAAGGAAUGCUACGACUUGGUACGCAAGAUAAAACCGAAGGUCGACCUGCAUCUUGAAGAUGUGGCGUACUCAGCUUCCAAGAAUCAGCGUAAACUCGCAAAAAAUCACGAUGGUGUGAAGUUACACAUAUAUUGGCGCGAUCCUGGAGCAAGUCUGAAAUUUGUACAUGAUUAUCCACUGAUAUUUGUAAAAGACAAUGAGGAAGGAUGCUGUGUGCAGAGACUAAUGUCUAAAAAAGGAAAGUUUUGCAAGCGACCAGGUAUAAAAUACAGCUCAAACACCAUUACUGCAGCAACGAAAGCUAUAUUCUGGCUUUCCAGAGUUUUGGAUAUUCAAGCAACGACCAUUUCAAUACGUUCACCAAAUGCGGACUUACAGGCUGUUCUAGCAGAGCAAUCGUCUUCGCAGAAAAUAGCUAGGGAAAAUUUUACGAUGUGUACUAACAACGAACCCUUGAUCAUCGCUGAAUUUCUGAGAUUUUUGAAACCUGGAUGCGGAGUGUCAGUCGUCAUGGGAAGUGGAACAACGGAACUCUUUCGUGGUUCUGAAUUGUUUGACCAUGAAAUUGUUCGAUGCGCCCAAAAAAUCUCAAUUGACCAGAAGGUAGCGAUGACAGACAAUCAGCUUGUUCGCCUUGCAGCAGAAGAGAUUUCCAUCAGUGCACCUGACAUAACAUCUGAAGUCAUCAAUAAGCUUGUAUUGGAAUGGCUGGAAGGAAAACGCAAGAUCAGUUCCAUACAGCUGCACGAGUUGCAAACUUUGGACUUAGAAAUCAUUCUGCAAAAUGUCGAUUCGACUGCGACUAUGCUUUGGAAGGACUAUGUAAAAUUGGCAUCCUACCAAGGGACGUGGAAUUUUGAAGAUGCGCCCACUUCAGUCGUCAGAGGACCUCAAGGCUUUCUCGCAGUACGGAUAGAUACGGAUACGAACACUUGCAUGCUAGUUGAUGGCUAUUCGAUCUCAUGAAAGAAAUGACUUGAUAUAUGAUUCUAUUGCAGAGCACCUCUCACGUUUUAUGAAACACUAUAGAUGUGCUGUGCAUACAGAUGAAGUGGAAG
Cylicocyclus nassatus is the source of this 1217-nucleotide messenger RNA. Lineage: Eukaryota; Metazoa; Nematoda; Chromadorea; Rhabditida; Strongylidae. The record is from the annotation of a GenBank genome assembly.